CCCUCCUCUCUCCUCAGGAGGGAAGCACCCCAGCAAAGGGUCCAGACCUGGCUUCACUGAGGACACUUUCCUUCUCCACUCCCUAGAUAUCCAGGAGCUGGGGCAUGUGGCCGGUCGAGGGACCAGUCCCUCUCAGGGCUGCCUUCUUGCUGCUUGGGAUCUGGGCACUCUGGACUUCAGUCCUGUGUUUUCCAGGCCACCCCUCAUGGCGCUACAGCUCCUCUGAGGUGGUGGUUCCUAAGAAGGAGGUCCAAAGUGGCAAGAGUCUUCAUUUUCCAGGACAUAUUUCCUACAGCCUGCGUUUCGGGGGCCAGAGACAUGUCAUCCAUCUUUGGAAAAAACGUCUUCUGUGGCCCAGACACAUGGUGUUGGCCACUCAGGAUGACCAAGGAACCCUGCAGAUGGAUUACCCCUACUUCCCUGAAGACUGUUACUUCCUCGGCUACCUGGAGGACAUUCCUCUGUCCACGGUCACUGUAGAGACGUGCUCUGGGGGCAUGGAAGGUGUCAUGAUGUUGGAUGACCUCACGUAUGAAAUCUCUCCUCUCAGGGAUUCAAACAGGUUUGAACACAUCGUUUCUCAGUUGGUGGCCAAUAAAAACGCCAUGGGACCAAUGUACGGUCUGGACCACAAGGAUGUCCCAAGUCCCCUGAGCCCUGGACUGAACUACAGUGCAGAGCCUCGGAUUUCAAGCAUGAUGUAUAGUGGCCAUGAAGCUGCCCUGAAGGGGAUCGUGCAGUGUUCCCGCUCCAUGUAUAGCAGAUACGAAAAUGUCAGCAAGUGUUCUGAGUUCCUAAUACACAUGUUUAACAUAGUCGACACCCUUAUGAGGGGUAUUGAGUUCAGGUUCUAUAUUUCUAUGGUGGUGGUAUAUUCCGAGAGUGAUCCUGUUUCAUUUCCUAAGGGUGAAUGGUAUCCGUCAGGGAUGGAUAUACACAAACAUUACGAGGAUAUAUUCUACUGGCCAUUUAGACCUGCCUCCUGCACACUAGUACUUAAAGAAAAACCACAUGAAUCUGCAUUUGAACCAGCUCCAUAUAGUAUGUGCAAUAAAGGAUCCCUCACCUUUGUCGCUGCACUCUACAGGCCUGCGAUAUUGCUAGCUAUCAUUGCUGCCAACCAGCAGGGGAGAAUGAUUGGUAUGCUGUAUGAUGGAAGCAACUGUGUUUGCCAGAGAAGGAACACAUGUAUUAUGUUCAGGUGGCCUGGGGUAACAGAUGCAUUCAGUAACUGUUCCUUCGUACAUAUACAGCAUAUAGUUAGUAAUCCUUCACUUAAUUCGUGCUAUUACCGCUCUGAGCGGGUUCUUUAUAAUAGCAGCAUAACAAUGAACCGCUGUGGGAAUUACGUAGUGGAAGGCCAGGAGCAGUGUGACUGUGGGCCCCUGAAGGAGUGUUACACCAGUGGCUGCUGCAACACCGAGUGUACAUUUACAGAGGGAAGCUCUUGUGAUCGAGGAGCCUGCUGUGCCAACUGCACCCACAGCCCCAUGAUGACACUUUGCAGAACUGUCCAAAACGUGUGUGAUCUCCCAGAGCACUGCUCUGGAAGUGACAGCAACUGCCCUGAAGAUACUUACCUGCAAGAUGGAACUCCAUGCAGUCAAGACGGCUACUGUUACAAUGGCAACUGUACCGACCGAACCAUACACUGCAAGGAGAUCUUUGGUGAAUCUGCUAAGAACGCUGAGGAUGCUUGUUACUCUAUAAACUUGGCCUCGUACCGAUUUGGACACUGUGGGAGAGCAGAGAAUGAGUUGGCGUACACUCCCUGUACUGGAGCUGACAAGAUGUGCGGAAGGCUGCAAUGUAAUAACGUCACCCGCCUCCCCAUAUUACAGGAGCACGUUUCGUUCCACCAGUCUUACAUCGACGGGGCCUACUGCUUUGGACUGGACGAACACCGUUCAACAGGGUCCACUGAUGCUGGAAAAGUGAGGACAGGAACCCCGUGUGGCAGCGGGAAGAUGUGCAUUGGCAGUUCAUGUAACACAUCAAUAAAUGCACUGGAUUAUGACUGUCUCCCUGAAAAGUGCAGUUAUAAAGGGGUCUGCAACAAUCACAGGCACUGUCACUGUCACGUAGGCUGGGAGCCUCCUAAUUGUGACAAAUUAGGUCAUGGUGGGAGUGUGGAGAGUGGGCAGCUUCCAAAGAGAGUGCGGACGGUAGACCGGAAUCCAGAACUGAUCAUCUACUUGAGACUGAUGUAUGGCCGUUUCUAUGUCUUCAUCGCGGCACUGCUCAUUGCAUAUGCAUUGAAUGCAAAGACCAUCAAGACUGUCAAAGAGGAAGAAGCAGCAGCAGGAGGAGAAGAAGCAGGAGGAGAAGAAGCUUAAUAACAGCCAGCCAGCCAGCCUCCUGACCACUGAGGAAUACAGAGCACCCAAAGUGACAUCCAUGAAGAAGAGGCAGAGAGAGAGACGCACAGUCCUCCUCCUCCUGGCACAAGUUGACCUUGAGAGAUCACUGAUCAGCACUCUGAAAUAAACAUUUCCACACCACA
Molecule: messenger RNA, 2503 nt
Organism: Ictidomys tridecemlineatus (thirteen-lined ground squirrel)
Lineage: Eukaryota; Metazoa; Chordata; Mammalia; Rodentia; Sciuridae
Source: RefSeq, a predicted model, not a curated record